Molecule: messenger RNA, 4348 nt
Organism: Acanthochromis polyacanthus (spiny chromis)
Lineage: Eukaryota; Metazoa; Chordata; Actinopteri; Pomacentridae
Gene: ift122
Product: intraflagellar transport 122 homolog (Chlamydomonas)
Exons: 29
Coding region: 124-3681 (1185 amino acids)
Biological process (GO): intraciliary retrograde transport; non-motile cilium assembly; protein localization to cilium
Cellular component (GO): intraciliary transport particle A; non-motile cilium
Molecular function (GO): protein binding
Source: RefSeq, a predicted model, not a curated record
UCCGAGUCUGCGCAGUACGAACAAAUCCUGAAAACGGAGCUUAGUAUGAAAAACCCACCGACCGAGCAGCGACAACCUGUUGAUAAACCGUCAGUCAGUGCUUUUUGUUAUUAAACGGUGGAAAUGAGAGCCGUUCUAGCAUGGAAAGAAACAUUUCGCGAACAAUGUGUUUAUGACCUUGCCUUCAAGCCAGAUGGAAGCCAACUCAUAAUCGCUGCAGGGCUUCGUGUCCUGGUUUAUGAUGCAUCAGAUGGAGCUCUUAUCCAGCCUUUAAAAGGACAUAAAGACAUAGUGUAUUGUGUGGCCUAUGCCAAAGAUGGCAAAAGAUUUGCCUCCGGGUCAGCAGACAAAAGCAUCAUCAUCUGGACUUCUAAAUUAGAGGGUAUUUUAAAAUAUACUCACAAUGACUCUAUCCAGUGUGUUGCCUACAACCCUGUCACUCACCAACUUGCGUCCUGCUCCUCUGGUGACUUUGGUCUGUGGUCUCCAGAGCAAAAAUCUGUGAACAAACACAAAGUGAGCAGCAAAAUAACAUGUUGCGGGUGGACAAAUGAUGGGCAGUACCUUGCCCUCGGCAUGAUGAACGGAGUGGUGAGCAUACGGAACAAGAACGGAGAGGAGAAAGUCAAAAUAGAGCGUCCUGGAGGCUCCUCUUCCCCUAUCUGGUCUAUAGCCUGGAAUCCCUCUAAGGACGAGCACAAUGACAUUCUGGCUGUGGCAGACUGGGGUCAGAAACUCUCCUUCUAUCAGCUGAGUGGAAAGCAGGUUGGAAAAGACAGGACUCUCACCUAUGACCCGUGUUGCGUCAGCUACUUCUCCAAGGGCGAAUAUAUAGUCAUGGGCGGCUCUGAUAAGCAGGCGUCCCUCUACACUAGAGACGGUGUGCGGUUAGGAACCAUUGGAGAGCAGAAUGCCUGGGUGUGGACAUGCCGGGUUAGGCCUGACACCAACUUUGUGGUGUUGGGCUGCCAGGAUGGGACCGUUGCCUGCUACCAACUUAUUUUCAGUACGGUUCACGGCCUCUACAAGGAUCGCUAUGCUUAUAGAGACAGCAUGACCGAUGUCAUCGUCCAGCACCUCAUCACUGAACAAAAAGUGAGGAUCAAGUGUCGUGAGCUGGUGAAGAAGAUCGCCAUCUACAGAAACCGUCUUGCCAUUCAGCUCCCGGAGAAGAUUCUCAUCUAUGAGCUCUUCUCAGACGACUCCUCAGACAUGAAAUACCACAUCAAGGAGAAAAUUUGCAGAAAAUUUGAAUGCAACUUGCUGGUGGUCUGCUCCCAGCACAUCAUUCUGUGUCAGGAGAAGAGGCUCCAGUGCUUGUCCUUCACCAGUGUCAGGGAAAAAGAAUGGGUGAUGGAAUCUCUGAUUCGCUACAUCAAAGUGAUUGGUGGGCCACCAGGCAGAGAGGGCCUCCUUGUAGGCUUAAAGAAUGGAGCUAUCCUGAAGAUAUUUGUUGACAACCCAUUCCCCAUUACGCUGCUGAAGCUGUCAACAUCAGUGCGCUGCCUGGACAUGAGCGCCUCCCGCAAUAAACUGGCUGUGGUGGAUGAGCAUAACACCCUCCUUGUCUAUGACAUCAACAGUAAAGAACUACUUUUUCAGGAGCCUAAUGCUAACAGCGUGGCCUGGAACACCCAGUGUGAGGACAUGCUGUGCUUCUCCGGGAACGGCUACCUUAACAUCAAGGCUAGCAACUUUCCUGUACACCAGCAAAAGAUGCAAGGCUUUAUGGUCGGCUACAAUGGCUCUAAGAUAUUCUGUCUUCAUAUCUACUUAAUGUCUGCGGUAGAGGUGCCUCAGUCAGCACCAAUGUACCAGUACCUGGAGAGGAAGAUGUUUAAGGAGGCCUACCAGAUUGCCUGUCUCGGUGUGACAGACAGUGACUGGAGGGAUUUGGCCACUGAAGCCCUGGAGGGACUUGACUUUGACACUGCCAAGAAGGCCUUCAUUAGAAUCCGGGACCUGCGCUACCUGGAGCUCAUCAAUAGCAUUGAGGAGAGGAAGAAGCGGGGUGAGAACGACAAUGAGCUGUUCCUGGCAGACGUCUAUGCCUACCAGGGGAAAUUCCAUGAGGCAGCCAAGCUCUACAAGCGUACUGGCCACGAAUCCAGAGCCCUUAGCAUGUACACUGACCUGCGCAUGUUUGAGUAUGCCAAGGACUUUGUUGGGGCAACAGACCCUAAGAGCUCUCGGAUUUUGAUGACCAAGCAGGCAGACUGGGCUAAAAGCAGCAAGGAGCCCCGGGCAGCAGCGGAGAUGUACCUGUCAGCAGGAGAACAUCUAAAAGCUAUAGACAUUAUAGGCGAGCACGGCUGGGCAGACAUGCUGAUCGACAUCGCCCGUAAGUUAGACAAGGCGGAGCGCGAACCGCUGGCAAAAUGUGCGCUCCACUUCAAGAGGCUGAAGCACCAUGGCUAUGCCUCAGAGACUUAUUCCAAGAUGGGCGACUUGAAGGCUCUGGUGCACCUGCAUGUAGAAACGCGACACUGGGAAGAGGCCUUCUCACUGGUGGAGAAGCACACCCAGUUCAAAUAUGAUGUUUUUGUGCCUUAUGCCCAAUGGUUGGCAGAGAAUGACCGAUUCGAGGAGGCGCAAAAAGCAUUUCACAAGGCUGGGCGUCAGAAUGAAGCUGUGAAAGUCCUGGAGCAGCUCACCCAUAAUGCAGUGGUGGAGAACAGGUUCAACGAUGCAGGGUACUAUUACUGGAUGCUGUCAAUGCAGUGUCUGGACAUCGCCAGAGAAAGUGAAGAACAGAGGGAUGAAAUGCUAAAGAAGUUUGAGCGUUUUCAGCAUCUUGCAGAGCUCUACCAUGUUUACCGCUCCAUUCAGCGUUACACGGAUGAGCCCUUCAGUUCCCACAUGCCAGAGACACUCUUCAACAUCUGCAGAUUCCUCCUGAACAACCUCACCAAGAACAUACCAGCAGGCAUUUCUAAAGUUAACACUUUGUAUGCGUUAGCCAAGCAGAGUCGAAAACUGGGUGCGUAUAAGCUUGCCAGGUAUUCCUACGAGAAGCUCCAGGAGCUGCACAUUCCCUCACGCUUCCACGAGUCCAUAGAACUGGGUAACCUCAUCAUUCGCUCCAAGCCCUUCCACGAUAGUGAGGACCUGAUUGAAGGCAUGAUGUGUUACCGCUGCUCCACUAACAACCCCCUGCUGAACAACCAGGGGAGUGUGUGCAUCAACUGCAGACAGCCUUUCAUCUACUCAGCCUCAUCAUAUGAGGUGCUGCCCCUGGUGCAGUUCUACCUGGAGGAGGGCAUCACUGAUGAGGAGGCUCUGUCUCUGAUUGACCUGGAAGUUCCUCACAUAGAUCAGAGGGAUGCACGAUGGCAGGAUAUGGACAAUGGUGAGCUCCAGGCUCUGAGGAUGGAUGAUGGCUUGGAUGAUGCGGAGGAAGACCCAUUUACAGCCAAAAUGAGCUUUGAGCAGGGGGGUUCGAACUUUGUCCCAGUCAAGGUGAAUCGUUCGGUGCUGCGCUCCAUGAGCAGGAGGGACGUCCUGAUCAAACGCUGGCCCAGGCCGCUCAAAUGGGAAUACUUCCGCUCCCUGCUGCCUGAUGUGAGCAUCACCAUGUGCCCCACCUGCUUCAAGAUGUUCCACAGUGAGGAUUAUGAGCUCCUGGUGCUUCAGCACAACUGCUGUCCUUACUGCCGCAGGCCAAUUGACGAACCAAACUGAUUUACUCAAAACUGGAGCAGCUAUAAUAGACAUUUCACUUUCUCCACCCUCCAAGUAAUCUUUCGUUCUCUGGAUUUUUAUUCUUUUUAUUUAUUUUAUUAUUUUUAUUCUCCAGUUGUUGUUGUUUUAAAAUUCUGUAACUGUAUUUUUGUUUGUAUUGUAAUAUAGCUGUCAGUGUAGUAUGCUGUGUGUAUAUUACAGUGUAAAUCUGUUACUCAAGCUCCUUCUCAAGAGCAGCUCUUGGUUAUCCGAGGAUAAAUGGCUGAGGUAAUGCCUGUAGUGUUUGUGUGUUGGUCAUUAUGGAGUGUAAAAGAAGUGCACCAUCAGCCAAUCGGCCCUACUGGAUUAUUAGGAUUACGCUGGGCCCACAGUGAUCACAUCAUUAAUUUAAAGGCAACAUGGAUGUUAAAUGUAAAAAAAAAUAUUAAAAUGAUAUCCAAAUUUAUUUUAACAUACACUAUUCUGAUGUACUAAAACAUGUUUGUUAUGUAGCUAAUGCUGUUACUCAGAAAUACCAGAUAAUCUGCCAACAUGUGCAUUCCACAGGCCUGUAUACUGCAGCUUAAUGUUUGAAAACAGCGCAGGAUAUGUCAUGAUAUUUCAGGCAAAUGUAUUUUUUUAUAAUGCUGCAAGUCUUUUCAAUAAAAUAUAUUGGUACUUUCUUUUA